Molecule: messenger RNA, 2076 nt
Organism: Closterium sp. Naga37s-1
Lineage: Eukaryota; Viridiplantae; Streptophyta; Zygnematophyceae; Desmidiales; Closteriaceae
Source: the annotation of a GenBank genome assembly
AUGGCCUGCGACCCACUGUCGUCGUUUGGCGGAGGGUGCGAGCUCUCGGACGUGGCGAUGGCUCCUGCGACGGCCAUUCCGCGCGAUGUAUGGACUGUCGCUCAAUCUUUUCUCCCGCGUCUCGACCGGAUCCAAAUAAGCCGCCCCGCGCCUUCCCCAGGUGUUGCCUUCCCCGGCCACGACCGCCCCCGUCCCGCGCAACAGCACGAGUUAGGGCUAUCCGCGUCCGCGCCGCACGGCUCUCUUCCGUUGAGGCUGCAGUGCUCGUGGAUGUGGGAGCAGCCGCUUCAGUUAAGUCAACCGAGUCAACGGAGUCAACCGCGUCAACUGGUCGUUUUGAAUCAGUCCACAGACGAACCGCCACUUGCGGUCCUCACGCAUAAAAAGGGAGCUCAACAUGCCGCAUCGUCACUCCCCUCGAGCCACUCACCAACGGCCUUGGCGCUCUCGUCGCAGCGCGCAUUCGCCCAAGAAGACUGGGGGCAGGCCGUGCAUUCGCCACUCAAGAAGCCACGUGGCAGUCCCGAGGCGAUUGGGCGGCAGGCGGUGGCUCUAGCGGUCAGCGAACGGGAGGAGGAGAUUUUCCAGAGGCGGCGCGAGCAGCGGCUGCGGAUUCUGGGCGGCUUGAGACACGCGCUCGAUGAACCAGCGGCGGCUUGCGCGGCUGCCGCUGCCGGCCUCGACGGGCAAAGCCCGCUGUUCGUGCUCCGCCAGGGUCCGUUCAGUUGCCGAAUAUCAAGUCGUGCUUGUAACGCGGAAAAGGCUGGUAGUCAGGGGGCUGUGACUGAAAUGAGAGAACGGGGAGUCGCGACAGGAGGGGGCGCGGUUGAGGGGGCCGACACAACCGCCGCCAGAUUCGCACCCGGAGUGUGGGGCGAGGCAGGCGCAAACGACGGUGGCGGUGGGCUAGGAAGGCGGAGCGACGAGGUGUGCAAUGGGGCUGGCGCAUUGGCGGAGCCGCGAACACUGGGGGCGACAUUGGCGGUGGAACUCCGCUCGACGAUGCGCGUGGAGGUUACUAGUCCGCACGCCGCCGCGCUCGCCUCGCUCGAUGCGCGCAAGGCCCUCCCGUUUCUCGCUGCGCCGUUUGCGCCGCUUCCGGCGGGCUGGAAGCAGCAACGGCGCGUGCGAGCGCGCUCUGCCUUUGAAAGCCGCGACCUGAUGGGCGGAGGGGGGGAAGGCUUCCCCGGCUCCCCGGCGCACGCGGAGCUGCUCGCGGAAGGCGCGUUGCGCUCGCCCGCACUGGCGCGGGAAGCUGCGGAAUGCGGGAAGCGCGCGCAGAAACGGCGGAAUAGCAGCGAAUGGGAGCUGUACGCGGGCGGGGAAGAGGCGCGCGGGGAAUGGGGGCGCGGGGAAACGGGCGGGCCGGCGGACGCCGGGCGCGGCGGAAGGAGUAGCAGGGGCGGAGAUUCGAGCGUAGAGACUCGGCGGGAUGGCACUGGGCAAGGGGAGGGGGGAGGGGAGGCGGAACGAGGAGGGCAGCACGAGGUGGAGUCGAGGGGAGGAGCGCGGAAGGAAAUGGAGAAGGAGGGAGCGAGGGAAGAGGAAUGGGAGUGGGAACGAGCCGAGGCAGAGCAGCAGCAGCUAGAGCAGCAGAAGGGGCAGGGGAGGGAGCAGCAGCAGUGGUGGCAGCAGGGGGGAGCGCGGAAGCAGCGUGCGAUGGAGGGGCUGGUUGAGGAGGGUGUGAGGGCGCCUCUUGUCCCAUACCUGCGCUCCGCUAGCCAAUCGCACGCGUGCUCGCCCCUCAUUCUGACUCCCUUCUCGGCUCCACAUACUCGUGAUAGGUUGCUGGGUGGUUCUGGAGGGAGGUUGGGUGCUGCUGCGGGCCCUGCUGCUGCUGCUCCUGCUGCUGCCGCCCACCGCAGGGCAGCCAGCUCUGUGCCCAUUCUGGGCGGCACGCUGGCGGUGAACAGAGUUGGCCAGGUGGACAGUGAGAGUGGAGGCGUUUUUUCUUCUUCUGGUGUGGCUGGGGGUGCUGCUGAAUUCCCUCUGUGGGUGCGGAACAGUGAAGCGGAAUCGUAUCUGCACUCUGCCGCCCAACCAGUGCUGCUGUCUGAGAGUAUGGGGGAGUUAUAA